CGGGGAGUGCACGACGAGGCCGCUGCUGUUGCUGCGAGUGAAUCAGUCGUCGAGCGAGGAAUGGUCGCCUGACCGCAGCCAGCCAUGGAAAAGAGGCUGAAGCUGGUCGUCGUCGGCGACAGCUACGUCGGCAAAACCACCCUAUUGUUUGCGUAUGCGGAAAAGCAGUUCCGAAGUGUUUACGCGACGACUGUGUUCGAUAACUGGUCAAUUACUGUGAAUAUUGAACAUCGGAAUUACACUGUGAAUCUAUUCGACACCGCCGGACAGGAAGAUUAUGGGCACUUGCGAUGUCUCAGUUACCCAAAUACCGACGUCUUUCUUUUGUGCUUCUCAUUGGUGGAUCCAAAAAGUCUGGACGUUUGUUUGACGGUUUGGAUGCCAGAGAUACGAAAGUACGCCGGUGAUAACGUGCCGGUCUUACUGGUUGGCACGAAGGAAGACCUUUUGGAAACAGCCACUGACGAACAGAGGGUCUCGUUCGACGCGGCUCGAAGAGCUGCUUCGCAGAUGGGUUGCAUGAAGUUCUUGGCGUGCUCUGCUUUGACCCACAAAGGGCUGAAACAAGUGUUUGACGAGGCCUUUCUUGCCGCUCUCGGUGUCACUCUCAAGGACAGCUACCGGAAACCUUGUUGUCGCAUUUUGUGAUAUUCUUUUAUGGAUCUUCUUUUCAUGUUCAAAUUGAUUUGCCGUUACAUAUCUGCGGCUAUAUCAGUUGUUUUUCAACAGCUACUCCCUCAGUGCUCUUUCUGCUCCCUUGUUGCAUGUUGCUUCAGGAGCUUUCAUUGUCAAACCUCAUGAAACCAAUGUGAUUGCUUUGUAUAUUGCACCAGUGUACUCUACUUACAUUGUUACCUUCAUCUUUAUUGGAUGGUUUGUUUUGUCUUCUCAAUGUGUGUAUCUAUGCAGUGCUCACUGAAAGUGCCUGAUGUCAAUCAGCCAUGUGUAAUCUUUCUUCUGUGG
This is a messenger RNA of Cylicocyclus nassatus, 963 nucleotides long. Lineage: Eukaryota; Metazoa; Nematoda; Chromadorea; Rhabditida; Strongylidae. The record is from the annotation of a GenBank genome assembly.